AUGGAAAUACCAAACUAUGAUAGUGGUGACAACCCAGAUAAAAAAUAUAAACAGUUAUUUCCUUACAUGCCAUCAAACACAUUUCGGAUGUUAAUCUGUGGAAACAGUGGAAGUGGUAAGACUAAUUUGUUAUAUCAUAUGCUAAUUAAACCACUACUGUAUUAUGAUGAAAUUUAUCUUUACGCUCGUAAUCUAGAACAGGAUAAGUAUCAAAAGCUAAUUCAAAAAAUGAGGGAGAUGAGUAGUAAACUGGGAUAUGAAAUACUUCAUGUAAGUAAUGAUGAAAUAACCCCAGUGUCAGAAAUGGAUUAUGAAGACAAUAAAAAACUUGUGAUAUUCGAUGACUACGUUUGUGAUCGCAACCAGAGACAACUGAUUGAUUAUUUCAUUCAAGGACGACAUAAGAAUUGUUCGGUGGUGUAUCUCAGUCAAUCGUUUUAUAAAACACCAAAAGAUAUUCGGCUGAAUUGUUCUCAUUACUGUUUAUACGAAUUUCCAUCAUCUAGGGAGGCUAAUAGAAUAUCAUCUGAGUUAGGAGUUAGUAAAGAAGAUUACCACGCAGCAACUGAAAAACCGUAUUCAUUUCUAUAUGUUGAUAAACCAAGAAAACGUAUUGCAAAAAACUUUACUGGUAAUCUAACCAAUAAUUAAAAUGGGAAUAUUUAACGAACAAUCUCUUGAUCAUCCCUUUGCUAAAGGAAUACAAGGUGCUCCAGGAGUUGGAUUUAAUCUCACUUCAAGUGGGGAUUAUGAUAUGAUAAAUAAAAAACUAAGAAAUGUUGGUGCACCUAGUAAUAAUACUGAUGCUGCUACAAAAAAAUAUGUAGACGAUAAUUCCAGUGGAUCACCCUCAACAUCAAGACUAACAGUUGAUUCAAACAUUGAUAUGAAAGAUACAUACCGAAUUCAAAAUCUUAUCACACCACAGGAUUCAAAAGAUCCAGCAACAAAAUGUUACGUAGACAACACAUUUCUUAACAGAGAUGGAUCUUACCCAAUGAAAGGAAAUCUUAAUAUGGACAACAAUCGAAUAUUAAAUCUGCCAGCUCCAAAUGGUGUUAAUCAACCAACACCAUUAGCUUUCACAGAUUUGAAGUAUCUCCACGUUGCUGGAACAAAUAACAUGACUAAUAAUCUAAACAUGGAUAAUAAAAAAAUAAUUAACCUUAGGCCUCCAACAGACUCCACAGAUGGUGCAACCAAAAAAUAUGUGGACGACUCGAUACCUGAUACAAGUUCUUUUAUAAAAAAGGAUGGAAGUGUUGCUAUGACUGGUAACCUUAAUGUUGGAAACAAAAAAAUAGUUGGUCUUGUAACUCCAACAUCAAAUACAGACGCCGCAACAAAGAAAUAUGUGGAUGAUAAUGCUGGAAGUCCAGAUUUAAGUAAUUAUUUUAAAAAAGAUGGUACCGUCACUAUGACUGGUAACCUUAAUCUUGGUAAUAAUAAAAUAGUUGGUCUCGCAACUCCAGUGUCAAACACAGAUGCUGCAACUAAAAAAUAUGUGGAUGAUAAUGUUGGAAGUCCAGAUUUGAGUGAUUACUUGGAAAAAGAUGGUACCGUCGCUAUGACUGGAAACCUUGAUCUUGGUAAUAAUAAAAUAGUUAACCUCAGUGACCCCGCCACAGAUCAACAAGCUGCUAAUCGCGGAUGGGUUCGUAAACAAAUAGAAAGGUUUGAUCAUCAUUCUGGAGAUGGAACAAGUGGUGUAUUUACCAUAACAGAUCCAGCUGCGCCAACGACUUUGUAUCUACAAUAUAUCUCAGGUUCAUCAUUUGAUGAUUUUGUUUUUACAACAUCAGCACCUGGCCAACCUCUUGUAGGGUGGACACCAACUGCUAACACAUACAUUAACAAAAUAGAAUUUCAAUUUGGUUCGCGAAAUAUAAACGUUGACUUUCUGUGGUUUAUUCCCAGAGAUGACACUCAUACCAAUUCUAACUUUUGGGUAAGUGGAAAUCGAACUGGCACUUGGUCAUUAAAUAUUCACAAGUCUUGGAAUUAUAAUAUGUCAGGAGUAAAACUACGAACCCAUAACAAUUCCAAUCACACAGCUAUCACUUGUCGGCUAUUCACUGAUCUACCAAAAGCAAUAACCAAACCACUUAAGAGAAUAGAAAUCAACACACCUAAAAUUGUAAUAAGUGGGGUUGUAAAAGCUGAUGUCAACCUUGGUGGUAAUAAUAUAAAUAAUCUGGGUGUACCAACCCAAGACAAUGAAGCAGUAACCAAAGGUUAUGUCGACAAUCUAGUUCAUAGUACUGCAGUUCAACCAAGCCAUUAUAAAGAUGAGUUUAGUUACCUCAUGUCAAGUGGGGCUCAAUGGACUGAUGAAACGGAUGGAGGGUAUAGAUUUGUUAUAACAAAAAUAGGAGAUUUAGCACCAAACAAAGGAAACUUUCACGACUAUAAUCACAAAGUAAUUUACGCGACUAUAUCAAAGUAUGGAUUUUUACAAAAAUAUAUUUAUAAGAUGGGAAUUAAUUUUUACAGACUAACUGCAAAUACCGAAUACACGUUGUGUUUGGAAAUACUCAACACUGAUUAUAAUCUUUGGAAUAAUACACGAAUAAGUGUUGACAAAGGAACUUCAAAAGGAUUAUCAAUUGGAAAUGUAAUUGUAAAAAAACUAUCCCAUAGGUAUACUGAUUCAACAAGGAAAACACAAACUAUGUACUACCACAGAAUAAUAAUUGAUUUCCGGAAGUUGUCAUCUGGGAAUAAGUUCUUUCUUCACAUUUUGGUUGAUAUUCUUCGGGGUGGAUAUAAUAUCUCUACGUAUCCGACACUUUUUAAAGGAGUUUACAUCAUUGCUUAUGGAAUUGUGGGUACAUUUAGCAAUAUCGACCCAGAUAAAGUUUACGACUAUCACACCGCAUUUGAUAUCAAACCAAAAGAAGUAGUGUACAACGUUGAUAUAAAUGCAAAUCAAAAAGAAAUUAAAAAUAUCAAACUUGACCGACAAAAUGAUAAUAGUGCUGCAACAGUUGCAUUAGUAAAAGAAGUAGCUCCUUUUACUAAAAAUGCUUUGUACAGAUUAUACUUUAGUGAGGUCUAUGACUUUGCUGAUGCGGAUAGCUUAUAUACGGAAUAAAUAUAGGCUCAUCUGGAGUUAUUAUUAAUUCUUUAAAACCUAAUAUUACACUACCUCAUAAUAAAGACCUAAGUGAAAUAGUAGAAAAAGGAUUACAUGUUAAUGGUUAUGAUGUUACUUUUUCUCCUUCACAUUCUUCAGUAGAUACUUUAUGUAUUGUUUUUACUCAUCGGAGAAAUAGGAGUUUUACCCUAACUAAAUAUUUAUCAACAAACAAUAAUAUUUUAGUAAAAUUGGAUUAUAAUAAAUCAAACAAUAAAGUAACUUUAACUGUCAAUAAAACAACUCAAAAUUUUACCAUGCUAAGUAGUUUUAACGGAAAAAUAAUUGUUGUAUGGCUAACAGAAAAUCUUAGUGCAAAUGUCACAAAAGUUUCAAUAAGUAACUACAGCUCAACAUUAACUAUACCAGCUGUUAAUUACAAUGCUAAUCAACGUUGGAAGUUUACAACUGAAGAUGGAGUGUUAAUAAGAUUAAUAUACUCUCCAAACUUUUACGACACCGACUCUGAGCAAUUUCACAAAGUAAUGCUUCAAGAAAAGUUAAGUGGAUCUUAUAUAAUGUAAAUAUAAAUGAAGGAUAUCUUUGAAUUUAAUCACAUUGAUAAAUCUUUGUCAGAAUCAGACGUCACAACUCUCAAAGACUUUUAUAGUCACUAUCACAAGAAAUACUGGUGUUACAAAAGGUGUUAUAAGAGUUACAAAUUUCUUGAUGAUGUAUUUUCUAUCUCUGGAAUUUGCCUGGUUGCAAUAGGAACUAUUACUGGUGGUAUUACACUAAACCCCAUUGUUCUAGGAGUUGUAAAUGGUGCUGGAGUUGUUGUGGCGGGAAUUGGAAAGAAAAAGAAUUAUAAGAGAAAAAUUGAAAUGUCAAGAAUUGCAUUUACUACUUAUGAAAAAGUAUUAGUAGAACUGCGAUCAGCACUCAGAGGAGAUGAGUGGAGUAAACAAGAUUUUGUUGAUCGUAUGAAACUAAUAGAUGAAAUGAUAAUUGAUCAGUCUCCUAUAGCAGAUAGAUUUGCUAGCAGGUAUAAUGAAAAAUUUAAUAUAAAAUAA
Molecule: messenger RNA, 4149 nt
Organism: Porites evermanni
Lineage: Eukaryota; Metazoa; Cnidaria; Anthozoa; Scleractinia; Poritidae
Source: the annotation of a GenBank genome assembly